Andrographis paniculata is the source of this 2000-nucleotide messenger RNA. RefSeq names its product rop guanine nucleotide exchange factor 7-like. The transcript has 7 exons. NCBI's taxonomy places the organism in Eukaryota, Viridiplantae, Streptophyta, Magnoliopsida, Lamiales, Acanthaceae. Bases 303 to 1868 code for a protein of 521 amino acids. The record is from RefSeq and is a predicted model, not a curated record. Gene Ontology annotation, molecular function: guanyl-nucleotide exchange factor activity.
CAUCUCUGUGGGCACUUAUUCACCCAUCAUUCAUUCAUGCAAUUACCUUGGAAUAAUUAUUGUUUCCAUUACUCCUUGCGUUCAAAAAACUUCCGACACCUUCAACUUUACCGCUAAGAAUAAUAAAAAACCAAAACCCUUUCUUUUUCUCUCUCUCUCUCUCUCUCUCUCUCUCUCUCUCUCUCUCUCGAUAUCUAGAAACAGCACAUCAUCAGGUCACAUCAAAUUGUGGUCAUUCAGCAGAACCCAACAAAACCCCGGCCAUCAUUUAGCAGAGAAGCCCAGAUGGAUAUGGAAAUUGAAUGGUGGUGACCAGCAACAGCAAGCAAUUCGAAUUCCUAGGGAUUCAUUCAUUCAUUCAUUCUCUCUCGCUGAAAAUGGGGGACAACGAAGAUGUUCUUGAGGGAAGAAGUACUUCUUGCACAUCCGAUACACUAAUGAAUGACGGCAACACUGUCAUCUCCAAUGAUCAUCAUUCUUCUGAUCUCCACGUAUCCGACGAUGAUGCCCGGAAAUUGCAGAAUCUUACAGAAUCUGAUAUGAUGAAAGAACGAUUCUCAAAGCUGCUGCUUGGUGAAGACAUGUCCGGCUGCGGCAAUGGAGUCUGCACUGCUCUUGCUAUUUCGAAUGCCAUCACCAACCUCUGCGCCACACUCUUCGGACAAGUCUGGCGAUUAGAGCCCUUGCCACCAGAGAAGAAGCUAAUGUGGAAAAGAGAAAUGGAAUGGCUCCUCUGCGUCAGUGAUCACAUCGUCGAACUCCUCCCUUCUUCCCAGACAUUCCCCGACGGAUCAAAACUCGAGGUCAUGACUCUCAGGCCUCGCUCCGAUUUGUACAUCAACCUCCCCGCCCUGCAAAAACUAGACAACAUGCUGCUUGACAUUUUAGACAGCUUCGAAAGCUCAGAGUUUUGGUACGUGGACAAAGGAAUAGUAACCGAUGGCUCGUCCUCAUUCGGGAAAGCCCUUCUCCGGCAAGAACACAAAUGGUGGCUUCCCGUUCCUCGCGUCCCUUCCGGCGGCCUGAGGCCCGAAGAUAGAAAGUCACUGCAACACCGGCGGGAAAGCGCCAACCAGAUUCUCAAAGCUGCAAUGGCGAUCAACGAGGCUGCCUUGGCUGAAAUGGACGUCCCGGAUUCCUACUUAGAGGCCCUUCCCAAGAAUGGAAGGAUGAGUUUGGGAGAUCUUAUCCACAGGUGCAUAAGCUCUGAUCAAUUCUCGCCAGAUUAUCUGCUCGACUGCCUCAACCUGUCGUCCGAUCACGAAGCUCUCGAGAUUGCUAAUAAAGUGGAGGCUGCUGUCCAAGUCUGGCGCAGAAGACCGAGCACCGCAAAGCCUUUGCGUAGCAGUCGCCGCAUGAAUUCCAAGUCAUCGUGGGAAAUGGUUAAGGAUUUGGUGAGCGACGCAGACAAGAGGGAGCUGCAGGCGGACAGGGCCGAGAGCCUUCUACUCUUGCUGAAGCAGCGGUUCCCUGGUCUGCCUCAGACAGCCUUGGACAUGAGCAAAAUCCAGUACAACAAGGAUGUUGGGAAGUCCAUACUCGAGAGUUAUUCGAGGGUGCUGGAGAGCCUCGCGUUCAACAUCGUGGCGCGCAUUGAUGAUCUUCUGUACGUGGACAACUUGUCGAAGCAUUCAGAUCCACUCAUCUCACUCUCUCGGCUGAUAAGUCCAGCAAAGGGAGAUACUUCGCCAUACAUCCAAAGCCGGAAGCUUUCCUCCGGCGUGCUCGGUUUGAAAAGGAUCUUGACGGAUUACUUGAGCACAGACACGAAGGGGAAGGAGACGAGGAGUUCGGACACAUGCUCGACUCAAACUCAGGAUGUCUCUGCGUCGCCAUCGCAGGAGUCAUCCAGUGGCCUGGAAGAAUGAAGAAUUCAAUUUAUUGCCAAACCUGUCUGGAAUUUGAUUCUUUUUUUUUUUGUUUUUUCUUUCCUUGUAUGUGAAUGUGCAUAAAGAACACUAAAAGUUAUUCUAAUUAAACAACGAAAGGGUUCUCAAUCA